Molecule: messenger RNA, 354 nt
Organism: Aphanomyces astaci
Lineage: Eukaryota; Oomycota; Saprolegniomycetes; Saprolegniales; Verrucalvaceae
Exons: 2
Coding region: 1-354 (117 amino acids)
Source: RefSeq, a predicted model, not a curated record
AUGGCCAAGUCCGCCACGACCAAGAACAUCGCCCGCGAAAUGAAGAUGCACAUCAAGCUUGGCCACGCGUUGGCGUGGAGCAAGCAAACAGACCAAGGCCGCACCACCAUGCUCCAUGGCCGCGAAUGGCAAGUGGCCUUGCCCCCAGCGACUGUAGCAUCAGCAGCUCCUGCCACCACCACAACCCCCUCGCAACGUGGGGAUGUGCUGCCCGAAUCGGUGGAGACCCCGGUGCAUAUCUCUUUGGCCGCCGCGGCCCUCUUGGACUCCAUCAUUCCUGCCAUCGAGCAACCCCUUGCUUCACCGGCGCACGACCCAACCAUUAAUACCAUUUAUGAUAUGCAGCAAACUUGA